GGAUCGGAUCGGAUCGGAGCAGAAAAGACUUGGUGCAAAUCAAGCGAGUAGAAGACCAACCACCCACCGCUCGCUUUGCGUUGUGCGGGCUGGGACGAAGUUAGAGCUGACAAGAUUGUAGUCAACGGGAAGCGGAUGGCCGAUAUUGCACUGGGCGGCGUGGGGAGGAUCGUCGAAGUCGCACUCAAGAUCAAGGAGGCCGUGGAGACAGUUAAGCAGAACGAGAAGGAAUGCCGUGGCAUCCAGAGUCGCCGCUCUCCUCAAGCGGCUUGAUGAGACGACGGAGACGAUGAAGGAUGAGGUGACGCGUGACACGCUGGAUGAUCUGGCGAAGUCCCUCGAGCGCGCCCUGGAGCUCGUCACGGAGUGCCAGAGGAAGCACAUCUUUCGCCGUUUCUUGGGGGCUGGGGACAUGGCCAAGGAGCUGGGUCGGGUGCAGGACGAUAUAGUGCGGAAGCUGCUUCUGGGGAACUUCGCCACCAUUGUCCAGGCCACCAUUAUGUUGACCAACAUUCACUCUGCUGGUGCUCCUCGUUCUCCUCCUCCUCCGCCCCCAGAGGAGGUGGUUCCUGGCUUCAAACGGUUCAGUUUGUCAGAGUUGAAGGCCACUACAGAUGACUUCUCGGACGAAAAUAGGAUUGGAUCAGGUGGCUCUGCUAAGGUCUACAAGGGUGUACUACACGGCGGACAAGUGGUUGCCAUCAAGGAAAUUAGUGGCAUGCUUUUGUAUGAGAAUCAGAGCCCAUAUGAUGAAAUUAAUGUAUUUUUAGAGCUUAACCACAAAAAUAUUGUUAGACCUCUGGGAUAUUGCCACGAAAUCACAAUGGUCUUGACCAGCUAUCGUGGCAAAUAUGUUGGAGUUGAACGUCAGCAAUUUUGUUUCGUCGAAGAAUACAUGCCAUACGGAAGCAUGGAGAACACUAUCAAGGGCACGUUUCUACUGAAAUAUAUAUAUCGAUUAUAGUUCACCUCUGGAAAAAGCAUCUCUUAACUUUGUUAUCUCUAAUGAAUAGUUGCUUCUUGCAUGAUUUGUAAUUUGUAGGGUCUCGACGCAUUGACUGGUCCUCCCGCUUCCGAAUAAUUCGGGGGAGUGCCCAGGGCGUACAUUACCUACAUGAACAACGCGUUGUCCAUUUGGAUCUGAAACCAAGCAACAUCCUCUUUGAUUCCGAUAUGAAUCCUCGGAUCGGCGAUUUUGGAGUAGCUAAUAAAAUGCUGGACCAUGGUGAAGAUGAGAUCACUCGCGACGACGACUCCAUAGUUGGCACAGUGGGAUACAUGGCUCCAGAAUAUCUUGGAGAAGGUAUUUUGUCGACUAAGUGCGAUGUGUACGCUUUUGGCGUCACUCUCCUUUGGACCGUUAGCAGUAUGUGCAAAUCUAAACAGCCGGAUAUCAACGCUUUAGCUGGA
This is a messenger RNA of Phragmites australis (common reed), 1410 nucleotides long. RefSeq names its product probable LRR receptor-like serine/threonine-protein kinase At5g37450. Gene Ontology annotation, molecular function: protein kinase activity; ATP binding. Bases 290 to 964 code for a protein of 224 amino acids. The transcript has 5 exons. NCBI's taxonomy places the organism in Eukaryota, Viridiplantae, Streptophyta, Magnoliopsida, Poales, Poaceae. Gene Ontology annotation, biological process: protein phosphorylation; cell surface receptor signaling pathway. The record is from RefSeq and is a predicted model, not a curated record.